ACGCAAGAUAGAUCAAAUGAUUGUGACUGCACUGCACAUUGGUAGUUAUUAGCAAAACAACAGCAUUUGAUAUAUCAUAUUUAAAGUAACAUUUCAUUUGGUGUCUUUUUAUUUGUGUUUGUAUCAGAUGGCAUUUUUUCUUCUCCUGGUGAUGCUGGCAACAUGUGCUGCAGUUCCUGAAAAUCUGUCGGAUAAAAUGUUGACUUUCCCACAGAAAACCAAGACAGCUAAUGUAAGACUGACCACGUUGAUCCAGGAUUUCAGUGCUGUAACUGUCUGUCUCAGAUCCAUUACAGACCUUGACAGAGCCCAUUCACUUUUCUCUCUGUCCACACGUCAUCAUCACAAUGCCUUCCUGAUAUUCUGGACGGCAUCAAAAGAUCAGUUUGAGGUCUGUGUCGGCAACACUUGUGCAACAUUUGUAAUAAAGGACUACAAGCCGAACGAGUGGCACUCUAUUUGCUCCACAUGGGAUGCUGCGUCUGGUCUGGUGCAGCUGUGGUUGGAUGGAAAGCCCUCAACUAGGAAAUACGUUGGUGGACCAAGAAUCACUUAUCCCAUUGUUAUCCUCGGACAGGAGCAGGAUUCCUAUGGUGGAGGCUUCCACAUUGAUCAGUCUUUCGUCGGCAUGCUGUCUGAUGUCCACAUGUGGAACCACGUCCUCUCCCCCUGUGAGAUCCAGCGCUACAUGGACGAUCUAAACUUCCGUCCAGGGAAUGCGCUCAACUGGGGGGCGCUGGAGUGCAGAGUCACUGGAAGAGUGCUGAACGAAGACAAACAAGUGCCCUGUUUCCUCUCGUCCCACUAA
This is a messenger RNA of Centropristis striata (black sea bass), 808 nucleotides long. RefSeq names its product C-reactive protein-like. The record is from RefSeq and is a predicted model, not a curated record. The transcript has 4 exons. Lineage: Eukaryota; Metazoa; Chordata; Actinopteri; Perciformes; Serranidae. The coding region runs from base 128 to 808 and encodes 226 amino acids.